UGUAGAUUCCAACAGGAACCAGGGCACAUAUAUGAUGCCCAUUCAUCCUGCCAUCAGUCCUCGGUGAUCUCUUCCUCACACUUCCAUCAACAUCUGAUAUCCACACUACGCAGACUCAAUACUACCCAAUCAUCAGCGUACUCUUAAGAGGCUGAGGAGAGAGAAGAAAAAGAAAAAAAGAGAAGCCGGCUUCUCCAGUCGAUAUCCAUCAAAGACACCGACGUACUUCGCAAUGAAGACCACCAUACUCACUGCCCUCUCGGUGGUCGGCGCCACGGCCGCCCACGUGGUUGCCGUCAAGCUCGCACCAGAAGGCGCGCCGCCCGCGGGCUGCACCACCAACUUCGACGGAGAGUUUGAGAUAUCAGUUUCCGAAGGGUCAUCCGAGAAGCGGGGUCUUUCCCUAGAGGUUCGACAGGCGUCCUCCCACCGCGCCUGGGACCGCCCUGGCAAGUUGCCUGCAGAAGCUGACGGUCAUUCGCAAAAGCAGAAGCGGGCCGCCUGCUCCGCCGAAGGCAUCCUCGUCGUCACCCUGACCGACGGCACCCUCCGGGACGCCCAGGGCCGGACGGGAUACAUCUCGUCCGAUUUCCAGCUGCAGUUCGACGAGCCGCCGCAGGAAAACGCCAUCUACACGUCGGGCUUCUCGGUCUGUCACGACAGCGGGCUGCUCGCACUCGGGCCCUCGACACAGUUCUUUAAGUGCCGGUCGAGCGAGUUCUGGAAUCUCUACGACCGCCACUGGGCCGAGCAGUGCUCCCCCGUUGAGCUGACCGUCAUGCCCUGUGGCGGCGAGUCCAAAGAAGGCGGACAGGUGGUCGGCACGGCAGUCGUGGCCACCACCAUCGUCAUCACCCUCAGCGACGGCCAGACACAGGUGGUCACGACGCAGGCACCAAUUCCCAUCUGCCAGAUCGGAGACGGCCAAGUCCAAGCCCACACCACCCCCUGCGAGCUCCUCGGCCCCGGCGCCCCAGAGCCCACAAACCGCGGCCCGCCCGUCGGCGAGUCCUCGGACGGCCAGAUCCAGCUGACCGGCACGGCCCCACCGCCACCAGAGGAGUCGGGCGCCACCGGCGGACCGCCCCCGGCCGAGUCGUCCGAGGCCGCGCUGCCGGUCGCUUCGUCGGGCUACGCCAACGGCACCUUCCCCGCCACCACGGCUACCGUCCCGCCGCCCGUCGAGGGCCCGACUAGCGCGCCGGGCGGGGGCGUCCCGCCUCCGGAGGCGUCGGUGCCGGUUAGUGGGGGGAGGCGGGUGGAGAUGGGGUCUGUUGGUGCGUUUGUGUUGGGGGUUCUUGGGGCGGUGUGGUUCCUAUAGGGGGUGGUGGCGACGGCUUUGCUAAUGGCAUCGUUUGUUGGAGGGACAUAUUGUAACGGGUGUACGCCAUCCCUGGGAUUAGGGAUGGAGGGGGAACAUAAUCAGGGUCAGUCUGUCUUGGAAGGGAAGGAUGCAGGGCGGAGGCGCGAUGGA
Phialemonium atrogriseum is the source of this 1474-nucleotide messenger RNA. RefSeq names its product putative covalently-linked cell wall protein. Gene Ontology annotation, biological process: fungal-type cell wall organization. Gene Ontology annotation, molecular function: structural constituent of cell wall. The record is from RefSeq and is a predicted model, not a curated record. Bases 233 to 1321 code for a protein of 362 amino acids. Gene Ontology annotation, cellular component: fungal-type cell wall. The transcript is spliced from 2 exons. Lineage: Eukaryota; Fungi; Ascomycota; Sordariomycetes; Cephalothecales; Cephalothecaceae.